AUGAAAGAUGAUCGAAGGGGAGUGGGCAACCUCGCCCUGAUGCUUGCGGCAAGUCUGACCCUUGUUCUUGUUGCCGUUGUUCUCCCAUGCCAAGCCCAGAAGCUGAAUGGCUACAACAUCGAUGCGAACGACCUCAGCGUGGUGGGCAUCUCGUCUGGCGGAGCCAUGGCGGUACAAAUGCACGUGGCCUUCUCGCGUACGGUCAAGGGCGCUGGCAUCAUCGCCGGAGUGCCCUACUGGUGUACGUGGAUCGAGCUCUCCAUCCACUCUAUGGAUGGCACGACGUAUGCGUACGACAUGGGAUCCAUCGACAACCCUAAGUACCUGCAGAACUCGCGUGUGUGGCUCUUCUCGGGCCAAAAGGACACUGUUGUCGACACUGGUGUGGUCAAAAAGGCCAAGAUGUACUACGAGUACUACAUCACCAACGCCUCGAGCGUGGCCAUGGUGACAAACAUUUCGUCCGAACACGCCUGGAUCACGAACAACUACGGGAACGCGUGCGACUACCUGGGUGACCCCUACAUCAACAAUUGCAACUUCGAUGCGAGUGGCGCCAUGCUUCGCCACUUCUAUCCUCAAUCGCUCGUUAAUCCUCGCGCUGCCGCCCUCGCCACCAAUAUCUUCGCGUUCAGCCAGCAGUACUACACCCCGGCGCCGCCUGCCUCGAUCUCUAUGGGCCAAACGGGCUACGUCUACGUGGCGACCGCCUGUCAGCAAGGCGCUCUAUGUAAGCUGGUCGUGGCGUUCCACGGUUGCGAAAUGAGUAUCCCCGACAUCAAGAACGCCUACUACGUCCACUCGGGCCUCAACGAGUGGGCCGAAGCCAACAACAUGGUCGUGCUCUACCCGCAAGCGAUCAAGUCAUCGGACUUGCCCUACAAUCCAAAGGGCUGCUGGGACUGGUGGGGCUACACGGGAGAGGACUACGCCACGCAGGCCGGCCUGCAGAUGGCGACCAUCAAAAACAUGAUCAACGCUCUAGCACGCACCCAGUAG
Molecule: messenger RNA, 999 nt
Organism: Acanthamoeba castellanii str. Neff
Lineage: Eukaryota; Discosea; Longamoebia; Acanthamoebidae
Product: polyhydroxybutyrate depolymerase
Exons: 10
Coding region: 1-999 (332 amino acids)
Source: RefSeq, a predicted model, not a curated record